AUGGACUACGACGACGACGACUACGACCAGUACAGGCAGUACGAAGAUGAGAUGUACAAGGACCCAACCGACGAAAGUGAGGCCAGCGAUGAAGUAGACAGCGAGUUGGAGGAUACUAUGAUGGGUCACAUUCAUUAUUCGACCAACGUCUACAAGAAAAUCGGAACUGAUGCUAAAUCGACUGAUAAUCAAGAGGCGGACUCUGCAGAUGAAGGAGACGAUAGCAGCAAGGAGUCGAGUGGACAUUUAGCAGAGGCUAAUACUCCAGCUGAGGAUUAUUUUAAAUCCACCAAGCAGGGCACCGGGGCGGACUCGGACACUGAGCAACAGAGCAAGAACUCGUCGUUGCCGAACGGAGCCUCGUCAAUACAGAUCGCGGAUGACGACGGCGACGGCGAGGAAGAAGAGUCCAAGUACAAAGUCGAGCGAAAGCGAGAUACCCAGAAGAGCUCGUCGGCUGCCGAAGCCAAGAUCGAACAAAAUAGCAAGGGUACCAAAGGUGCAGGAUCUGGAUCAGACUCGGACAUGGAUCUGAGCGACAGCGAUCGCGAAGGCGAUGGUUCCCAGGAGUGGGCAGCCUCCCAGGAUGACGAGGACGAUGUCGUGAGUGACGAUGAGGGUGCACAGUCCGAGACUGACGGCGAGAGUCUGGACGAGCAUUUCUUGGAUCUGACUAAAACGGUCUCUGGCGGUCAGGACGACGACAACGACUAUGAUCCUGAUGCCGAAUUGGGACAUCUCGACGACAAAAAGUUUCAGGACUGUACCGAGCGUCAUUCAUACGGAAACCGCUGCCACAAGUGUGGUUCCCACAGCCACGCCACAGAAGAUUGCCCGAAGGUUUGGCGAGUCUAUGUCAUGUCCGAGGAGAGUGCCCCAAGCGAUGUUGUCCAGUACUGUUACAACUGCGCCUCCCUUGGACAUUUUGGAGAUGCCUGUCCAAAACGGAGACCGAUGUAUGCACGAGGCGAAUCGGCGUUCAAUGACCAAAGCACAUCAUCGUCAAGUAGCAAUCACAACCACAGCAGCAGCAGCCACCACGGCCAAGCAUCAUCGUCAAUGCCAGGGUCAAUACGAAGCGGUGACAGGAACGAUCGUUACCGGGACCGCGAUUCGGAUCGUGGAGGCGACAGGGAUUAUCGCAGGAGCAGUAGAGACUAUGACCGUGAUCGGGAUCGGGACCGGGACAGUAGGGACAACAGGGAUCGUGGCAGCAGUAGCGGUAGUGGCCGUGAUCGUGAUCGUCAUCGCGAUAGCCGGGACCAUGGCCGUAGUAGCCACCAUGAUCAUCGAUCACACGAGAGCAGUCGUUAUGAUUAUGACCGUCGGGAUCACUCAAGGGAGCGGGAGCGAGGGCGGGAGAAUGCUAGGGAGCGUGAUUGGGAGCGGGAAAGAGAACGGGAUCGUGAUCGUCGGCACAAGACCUCUUCGUCAUCUACGCUAGCAGUCGCAGGUUCUUCAUCAUCAUUGUCAAGCAGGUUGCCAGCUUCUUUGCCAUCAAAGCCUAAACCAAGGCCGCCAACAACGAACCCAGCCUUGGUUCCGACUAUGGCGACAGGAUCUUCUUCCUUAUCAUCUCCAGCACCUUUGGGUUCGCAUGACAGGCCUAUCGACCUAUCUUCAGCUACUUCAUCCCCCGCCCCAAAGUCAUCGACUCUGUCUUCACGACCUAACAGCUCCAACUAUUCUGCUUCGAGGCUUCACAGUUCAUUGCCACCCAGGCCUGGCAGCAACAACGGGAACAACAGGCCGUCGAUCCUGGAUCGACCCUCGUUUGCGGAUCUCAAUGCUUUCCCUCGUGGAGGCGGCGGACGGGGUCCGCAAGGAGGUGAACCUCCUGCUCCUGGUACUGGCGGUGCUCAGCCUGGACCGAUGUACACUGGUGGAUACUCUAGGAGACGGAAAUAA
This is a messenger RNA of Linnemannia hyalina, 1908 nucleotides long. The record is from the annotation of a GenBank genome assembly. NCBI's taxonomy places the organism in Eukaryota, Fungi, Mortierellomycota, Mortierellomycetes, Mortierellales, Mortierellaceae.